Molecule: messenger RNA, 1220 nt
Organism: Lipotes vexillifer (Yangtze River dolphin)
Lineage: Eukaryota; Metazoa; Chordata; Mammalia; Artiodactyla; Lipotidae
Gene: USP12
Product: ubiquitin specific peptidase 12
Exons: 8
Coding region: 308-1060 (250 amino acids)
Biological process (GO): protein deubiquitination
Cellular component (GO): cytosol; nucleus
Molecular function (GO): cysteine-type deubiquitinase activity
Source: RefSeq, a predicted model, not a curated record
CAAUGCCUCGGCAUUAGAGAAAGAGAUUGGUCCAGAACAGUUUCCAGUCAACGAGCACUAUUUUGGAUUAGUCAAUUUUGGGAAUACUUGCUACUGCAAUUCAGUUCUUCAAGCACUUUAUUUUUGUCGUCCUUUUCGGGAACAAGUUCUCGCGUACAAGAGCCAACCUAGGAAAAAGGAGAGCCUCCUUACGUGCUUAGCGGACCUCUUCCACAGCAUUGCCACCCAGAAGAAAAAGGUUGGAGUCAUACCUCCUAAGAAGUUCAUAACAAGAUUACGGAAAGAAAAUGAGCUUUUUGACAACUACAUGCAGCAAGAUGCCCAUGAAUUCUUAAAUUACCUACUAAACACGAUUGCUGAUAUUUUACAAGAAGAGAGAAAGCAGGAAAAACAAAAUGGUCGUUUGCCCAACGGUAAUAUUGACAGUGAAAAUAACAACAGCACACCAGACCCAACGUGGGUUCAUGAGAUUUUUCAGGGAACAUUAACUAAUGAAACCAGAUGUCUUACUUGUGAAACUAUAAGCAGCAAAGAUGAAGAUUUUUUAGACCUUUCUGUUGACGUGGAACAAAACACAUCCAUUACUCACUGCUUAAGGGGUUUUAGCAACACAGAAACUCUAUGCAGUGAAUACAAAUACUACUGUGAAGAAUGCCGCAGCAAACAGGAAGCGCACAAACGGAUGAAAGUUAAAAAGCUGCCUAUGAUUCUAGCUCUGCAUCUGAAGAGAUUUAAAUAUAUGGAUCAACUUCAUCGAUAUACAAAACUUUCUUACCGGGUAGUUUUUCCUUUAGAACUUCGUCUAUUUAACACUUCAGGCGAUGCAACCAAUCCUGACAGAAUGUACGACCUCGUGGCCGUCGUGGUUCACUGUGGAAGUGGUCCCAAUCGAGGCCAUUAUAUUGCAAUAGUUAAGAGUCAUGAUUUUUGGUUGUUGUUUGAUGACGACAUUGUAGAAAAAAUAGAUGCACAAGCUAUCGAAGAAUUCUACGGGUUGACGUCAGAUAUCUCAAAGAACUCUGAGUCUGGCUACAUCCUUUUCUAUCAGUCCCGGGACUGAGGGAACUGCGAUGGAGAGAGACUUUCUGCCUCAUUUCUUCUCUGGUUAUUUGGGAAAGGAUCCAGCACCAGUUUUCCAAGAAAAGAGAAAUGCAGGAAGCUCAGGGGGCAGUAGCACACUUUGCACACAGUAAAGCAAAGACUGGAUUAACACGCUCUUC